AUGCUUUUAGACCAAAAGAUGGGACUAGGAGAAGCAUACAUGGCUGGUGACUGGUCAGCGCACCCUGAUCCAAAAGAGCUUUUAAAGCUUCUCAUCCGAGCAAAAAAGCAACACAAACGAAGUAGGUCAAGGAAACCAUCACUUUUGACGAUUUGCCUCAGCUUGCUUGGCGAAACAGCUUUGAACCUCAUUCGAAAGGCGGUAAACACCUAUCGUUACCUUCAGCAUCGAAUAAGAGACAACACUCUUAGCCAAAGUGCUAAAAACAUUGAAGACCACUACGACCUUGGUAACGACAUGUUCCGUAUGUUUCUUGAUCCAUCCAUGACAUAUUCUUGCGCACUUUUCCAAGGUACAAGUUUGCUAAUGGAAGGUUUGGGCGGAUACCACUUGACUUAUUUCGCAGAACCACUGCAACCAGUCGAGCAAGUUGACUUCAAGGUAUUAGAAGAAGCGCAGCAUCGCAAAAUGGACACACUCAUUGACAUGUUGAAUCCUAGCUCUUCUGAUAAAGUGCUAGAGAUUGGUUGUGGUUGGGGAGCUUUUGCAAUCAAGACAGUCAAGAGAAGCAAGUGCGAGUGGACUGGAUUGACAAUUUCGCACGAACAACUCGACUGGGCGAGGCAAAAAGUUGAAGAAGCCGGAUUGGAAGAUAAGAUCUGCUUGAGAUACCAGGACUACAGGUUAUCGACAGGACAAUACGACAAAGUAAUCUCGAUAGAAAUGAUUGAAGCAGUAGGACAAGCAUUUCUUCCUCAGUAUUUUCAA
This is a messenger RNA of Strongylus vulgaris, 768 nucleotides long. The record is from the annotation of a GenBank genome assembly. Lineage: Eukaryota; Metazoa; Nematoda; Chromadorea; Rhabditida; Strongylidae.